UCCUUUACUUGUUUCGGCCGUUAGAAAUUUUUACAGACAGUUCAAAAACUUGUUUAAUGAUAUAAAUCUUAUUUCUAAGUUGGAAUAUAGAUGGCUUCAACUAUUUCGUCGUACGUUGCAAGUGGAAACAAUUUGGUAGGAAACGGGAAUAUACAAAUCAAUGGCCCAAUAAUGGGGAAUGUGAAUUUUCCAUCUACCCACUGCAAGUAUCCUAACAGAUCUUGCGGAGAUCAAGUCUCAACCUCUUUUCAGAGGCUGAUUUUCAGAAUUUGGCAGUAGCAGGAGAACAAAAGAAAAGACAAGACGAAUGUUUCAGUGCACUCUUCCUGACGCACCCCGGGACCGACAAAGAAGGAAUUUGUAGUCGUAAUGGUAAUCCAGUGAAGAGUACAUGCUAAUCGACGGUCACACGGGUUCGGUGAUGUCCAUUUGUUUCUGUUCAGAUGGUACAAAUUAGCUUCAUGCUCAAUCGAUGAAACAACUCGGCUUUGGAAUCUCAACAUUGCGAUAAGUAGAUCAUCACCAAGGAUUAGAAAGAAUCGAAACCUGUCCUCUCGGUAGAGAAUUCUACAAGUGCUUUAUUCGCC
Messenger RNA from Sclerotinia trifoliorum, 587 nucleotides. The record is from the annotation of a GenBank genome assembly. NCBI's taxonomy places the organism in Eukaryota, Fungi, Ascomycota, Leotiomycetes, Helotiales, Sclerotiniaceae.